UAGUAGCCAUGGCGAGGUCAAAGGCGAGGGUGUACGCUUGUUGCGCACUGAUGCUGCUCAUUGUGCUUACUAUAAUUGUGUGCAUUGCUGUACUUGUGAGGCGCAAGUGUCCAGAUGACACUUUCUCCAGCGCUGCAGUGGCUGCAGACUCUGGAAAAUGUUCAGCGAUUGGAAGGGACAUCCUUCAAAAAGGGGGCUCAGCGGUAGAUGGCGCCAUCGCUGCACUGCUGUGCACCUCCGUCAUGAACCCGCAGAGUAUGGGUAUAGGAGGGGGGUCCAUAUUCACAGUGAUGGACAGCUCUGGUAAAGUGAAAAUCAUCAACUCCAGAGAGACGGUGCCCAGGAAGUUUAAAUCUGACCUGCUGACAUCAUGUCCCAAAACCUUCCAGAUAGUUGCAGGAAGCCCUUGGAUUGGGGUUCCGGGGGAAAUUCGGGGUUAUGAACAGGCACACAGGCUUUACGGGAAGUUGCCGUGGGCCGUCCUCUUCCAGCCAACCAUCAAACUGGCCAGAGAAGGGUUUCCUAUUCCUCAAAUCCAAGGUCGAUACAUCCCGUACAUUGAUAGGAACGAGACCCUGUCACUACGAAAGUUGUAUUCAGAUAAGAAUGGGAACUUGCUGAAGACCGGCGACAUUGUGAAGUUUGAGAAACUGGCCGACACUUUGGAGACGAUUGCAAAUCACGGGGCAGACGCUUUUUACACUGGAAGGAUAGCAGAGGAUUUAAUCCGUGACAUACAGGAGGCAGGAGGAACACUCACGGCGCAGGACUUGGCAGAGUAUAGAGUUACAGUGACUGAUGCGUGGGUUGUUCCUUUGGGAGAGUACCAGAUGUACAUACCCCCGCCCCCUGCAGGAGGCAUCAUCCUCAGCCUCAUCCUUAACAUCAUGAAAGGAUAUCACUUGAACUCAGCAUCUCUGGUAGGUGAACAAAAGACACGGGCCUAUCAUCAAUACAUUGAAGCUUUUAAAUUUGCCAAUGGAUUAAAGAACCACAUCCGUGAUCCAAAGUUCAGCUCAGAAAAGAUGGCCCAGAAGUUCACAGAGGAGAGCUUUGCCAACCACAUACGGAGCUUGAUCAGCAGAGACAAGACUCACGAUUCCCAGUAUUACAACAUCACCCCGUAUCUGGACAGCAUGGGGACCACGCAUGUGUCUUUGCUGGCUGAGGAUGGAUCUGCUGUGUCUGUCACCAGCACCAUCAACCACAUAUUUGGCUCAAAGGUAUUCUCUCCGAGCACUGGAGUCAUCCUCAACAACGAACUAUCUGAUUUCUGUGGGAGAGUCGAUAACAUCUUUCCUGGGGAGCAGCCUCCCUCCUCCAUGGUCCCCGCUGUGCUGAAGUCUAAGUCGAAGAUGCUGGUGAUUGGAGCGAGUGGUGGGAGUAUGAUCACAACUGGGAUCGCCUCGACGCUCAUGAAUCAUCUUUGGUUUGGAAAGAACCUUAAGGAAGCAAUCGCCACUCCGGUUGUUUUUGUCGACUCUGAAAAUACAGAGAAGUUUGAACCCGCAUUUGAUAAGGAUUUGAUCGUGGCUCUGAAAGCGCUGGGACACAAACAUGAAACUGCAAACCAUUUCUACAACGUGGUCAAUGCUGUGGAGAAGGAGGACGGCUGCAUCUGUGCCGUGUCUGAUGCCAGGAAACUGGGUGAAGCAGCCGGUUACUGAGACCAAGAGCCAGUGACAUUGGUUAUGAAGGAGGGCCUGAAUGUCACAGAGACCAUCCUGCAGCCACAAACCCACAAAUGCUGCAACAGAUGGUACAUGUCAUGUUGGAAGAAAUCAUCGAACAAGGCACUGAAUAACAGGCCUCUUCAGCUGAACGCUGACAGUAACAUGUAGCAGUUAAACAAGUGGCCUCUGAACAGAACUGAUUAUAACUGUGACAUGAUGGAUUUUACUGUGAAAGAAGAAACAAACGUGUCUGUAUACGACCUCCUGUGCCUCUCCAGCUCUGUUUCAGGUCUUGCCUUUUUUUUUCACCUUUUUAUUAUAAAACUAAACAUGGUGAUUAUACAUUACCAUAAUACCAGUGACUUUAUAGUACAUACAUGUUAAAAUCUGAGACACAGGAUACGUAACAGGCUAUUUUACACUGUCUCAUUAGGUUAAGAACAAUGUAAUAUCCACACUCUUAGUACUGGAGCUGUUCUUUCACCUCUAUAUGAGCUGUUUUUGUACUGUUUAUGGAACAUGCUUUGAAUGAAAAAUAAAUUUGGAAUAUUCAAUAAAAUAUGUUCUUUUUUUA
Molecule: messenger RNA, 2247 nt
Organism: Micropterus dolomieu (smallmouth bass)
Lineage: Eukaryota; Metazoa; Chordata; Actinopteri; Centrarchiformes; Centrarchidae
Gene: ggt5a
Product: gamma-glutamyltransferase 5a
Exons: 12
Coding region: 9-1667 (552 amino acids)
Biological process (GO): glutathione catabolic process; leukotriene D4 biosynthetic process; inflammatory response
Cellular component (GO): plasma membrane
Molecular function (GO): leukotriene-C(4) hydrolase activity; glutathione gamma-glutamate hydrolase
Source: RefSeq, a predicted model, not a curated record